This is a messenger RNA of Sphenostylis stenocarpa, 327 nucleotides long. NCBI's taxonomy places the organism in Eukaryota, Viridiplantae, Streptophyta, Magnoliopsida, Fabales, Fabaceae. The record is from the annotation of a GenBank genome assembly.
AUGAGUGAGGGCCGAACGUGUCUAACUCGUUGGCUCCUCCCACGAGUUUGCGUCGCUUCCUAUGGCCCACGCGUUUAUUAUCAGGCUGGACCUCUUCGACACAUGGUACCCGCACAUAGCCGCGUCCUCCGCUGUCUCGUGGAGGAGAAGCGGAAUUGGCGCAUCCGCAGGGUCUCCUUCAUCGCGCAUUUCAGAAAGACGAGCUUUUCAAGGUUUGAUUCCUCCACGCGCCGAAGGUCUUUUGGGCUUCUCAUGAGCUCCGCCAUUGCCCACUCGAUUCCCCAAUGCCACCGUUUUGAUCCCACCGAACAUCACGUCGUGCUUUAG